GAAGAAGCUCGAGAGGGAGAGAGAGAGAUGGCUCGUACCAAGCAAACUGCUCGUAAGUCCACGGGAGGAAAGGCUCCUAGGAAGCAACUCGCGACCAAGGCUGCCCGCAAGUCUGCCCCAACCACUGGUGGUGUGAAGAAGCCUCAUCGUUACCGCCCUGGUACCGUCGCCCUUCGUGAAAUUCGAAAGUACCAGAAGAGCACUGAGCUUUUGAUCAGGAAACUCCCAUUCCAGAGGCUGGUCAGAGAAAUUGCCCAGGACUUCAAGACUGAUCUGCGUUUCCAGAGCCAUGCUGUGCUGGCACUGCAGGAGGCCGCGGAGGCCUACCUUGUGGGUCUGUUUGAAGACACUAACCUCUGUGCAAUCCAUGCUAAGCGUGUUACAAUCAUGCCCAAGGAUAUUCAACUCGCCAGGAGAAUCAGGGGUGAGCGUGCUUAAUUGGAAGGUGAUGGAGCCCCGUAGUUGUUGAUGGUGGUGUUCUUUAUAAGUGUUUAGAUUUAGGUCCUUAGGCAGAGGUAGUGCAAGGAUUAGAACUAUAUGAUGCUUGGUAAUGGUGGUGUGCAGUUAUCAAGGUGGUGUUUUUUUUUUGUGAUGGAGGAUUUCAAUUUGGUAUAUUUCUAGUCAAUUGUGUUCCUUUUCAAAUGGUACUUCAUACUAAUGUGUGAACAUCUUUAAUCAUCUAAUGUAGGUCUGUCUCAUUCC
Messenger RNA from Vitis vinifera (wine grape), 702 nucleotides. Its product is annotated as histone H3.3. Gene Ontology annotation, cellular component: nucleosome. The record is from RefSeq and is marked provisional. NCBI's taxonomy places the organism in Eukaryota, Viridiplantae, Streptophyta, Magnoliopsida, Vitales, Vitaceae. Gene Ontology annotation, molecular function: DNA binding; structural constituent of chromatin; protein heterodimerization activity.